CGCACAUCCUGGCUUGGGCGCAAGCAACAGCGCGAGCGCGGUGGUCGAGGACUGACUGUUACGAGUCGGCAGCGUACGCACAUGAAAUUAGAGUGAUCCACAGAUCUACAGACUGGUGCCCAGUCUGCCCUUGCUGUCACCAUGGCGUUUGUACCCGCGCCCAGCCCUACUGUGGUCGACCAGACCACGCUCAUGAAAAAGUACCUGCAGUUUGUGGCAGCACUCACAGAUACCAACACACCUGAUGAAACUAAGCUGAAGAUGAUGCAGGAGGUCAGCGAGAACUUUGAGAAUGUAACAUCUUCACCUCAGUACUCUACGUUUUUGGAACACAUCAUUCCUCGCUUCCUUACGUUUCUUCAGGAUGGGGAAGUGCAGUUUCUUCAAGAAAAACCUACACAGCAAUUGAGAAAGUUAGUGCUGGAAAUCAUUCACCGCAUCCCAGCAAAUGAGCACCUUCGUCCUCACACUAAGAACAUCUUGUCUGUGAUGUUUCGCUUCCUAGAGAUCGAAAGUGAAGAAAAUGUGUUGAUUUGCCUACGCAUCAUAAUUGAACUGCACAAGCAGUUCCGCCCUCCAAUCUCUCAAGAGAUUCAUCACUUUCUGGAUUUUGUGAAGCAGAUCUACAAAGAUCUUCCAAAAGUUGUUGCCAGGUACUUUGAGAAUCCACAAGUGAUAGCAGAAAACACUGUUCCCUCCCCAGACAUGGUGGGGAUGAUCACUUCUGUGUUGGUUAAAACUGCACCAGAGAGGGAAGACAGUGAAACACGAACACACACCAUCAUCCCUCGGGGGUCCUUGUCUCUCAAGGUGCUGGCAGAGCUGCCCAUUAUAGUGGUACUCAUGUAUCAACUGUACAAACUGAAUAUUCACAAUGUGGUGUCAGAGUUUGUACCCCUCAUCAUGAACACCAUCAUGCUCCAGGUGUCUCCACAGGCCAGGCAACACAAACUUUAUAACAAGGAGCUUUAUGCAGACUUCAUUGCUGCCCAAAUCAAGACACUAUCAUUUCUGGCUUACAUCAUCCGAAUCUACCAGGACCUAGUAGGGAAGUACUCUCAGCAGAUGGUGAAGGGCAUGCUGCAGCUGCUGUCCAACUGCCCACCUGAGACUGCUCACCUCCGCAAGGAGCUGCUCAUUGCAGCAAAGCACAUUCUCACAACUGACCUACGCAGCCAGUUUAUCCCUUGUAUGGACAAACUUUUUGAUGAAUCCAUCUUGAUUGGCUCUGGUUACACUGCUCGAGAGACUCUUAGACCCUUGGCUUACAGCACACUAGCAGACCUGGUGCACCAUGUUCGUCAGAACUUGCCUCUGACUGAUUUAUCUCUAGCCGUGCAGCUCUUUGCAAAGAACAUUGAUGAUGAGUCACUUCCCAGCAACAUCCAGACCAUGUCCUGCAAGCUGCUUCUCAACCUGGUGGACUGUAUCCGCUCAAAAUCAGAGCAGGAAAACGGCAAUGGACGAGACAUAUUGAUGAGGAUGCUGGAGGUGUUUGUGUUGAAGUUUCACACCAUUGCCCGCUACCAACUUGUAUCCAUUUUCAAGAAAUGCAAACCUCAGUCUGAGUUGGGUGUGGUUGAUUCAACGGCGUUACCUGGGGUACCAGCUACACCCACACCUUCAACCACUCCUGCCAUUCCACUACCAGCUCCUCCGACACCUGUUGCUGCUGCACCUCCUCCACCAGCAACACCUUUUGACAGACCUGGAGAGAAAGAAGACAAACAGACAUUUCAAGUGUCAGACUGUCGCAGUUUAGUCAAGACGUUGGUAUGUGGAGUGAAGACGAUUACUUGGGGCAUUACCUCUUGCAAGGCUCCUGGAGAGGCCCAAUUUAUUCCUAACAAGCAGCUCCAGCCAAAGGAGACUCAAAUCUACAUUAAACUUGUCAAGUAUGCCAUGCAGGCCUUGGACAUCUACCAGGUGCAGGUUGCCAAUAAUCAGCAAACGUACAUCAGAGUGGCCAACUGCCAGACUGUUCGCAUGAAGGAGGAAAAAGAGGUUCUGGAGCACUUUGCUGGAGUCUUUACCAUGAUGAACCCCCUCACAUUCAAAGAGAUUUUUCAGACCACUGUGCCAUACAUGGUGGAAAGGAUUUCCAAGAACUAUGCAUUGCAGAUUGUGGCAAAUUCCUUCCUGGCCAACCUCUCAACAUCUGCUCUAUUUGCAACCAUCCUAGUCGAAUAUCUUCUUGAACGGCUGCCAGAGAUGGGCUCCAAUGUUGAGCUCUCAAACCUCUACCUCAAGCUUUUUAAGCUAGUCUUUGGCUCAGUAUCAUUAUUCGCUGCUGAGAAUGAGCAGAUGCUCAAGCCGCAUCUCCACAAAAUAGUGAACAGCUCUAUGGAGCUGGCCCAAUCUGCUAAGGAACCCUACAACUAUUUCCUGCUUCUCCGUGCUCUCUUCCGCUCAAUUGGAGGAGGAAGCCAUGAUCUCCUUUACCAGGAGUUCCUACCCCUCCUACCCAACCUGCUGCAAGGUCUGAACAUGUUGCAGAGUGGUCUUCACAAGCAGCACAUGAAGGACCUAUUUGUGGAAUUGUGUCUGACAGUGCCAGUGCGUCUGAGCUCCUUGCUGCCUUACUUACCCAUGCUAAUGGAUCCACUGGUGUCUGCGCUCAAUGGUUCUCAGACUCUAGUCAGCCAGGGCCUUCGAACUCUGGAGCUGUGUGUGGACAACCUACAACCUGACUUCCUCUAUGACCAUAUCCAGCCUGUUAGGGCUGAGCUCAUGCAGGCCUUAUGGCGCACGCUCCGUAACCCAGCUGAAAGCAUCUCUCAUGUAGCCUACCGGGUGCUGGGAAAGUUUGGAGGCAGCAACAGAAAGAUGUUGAAAGAGUCUCAAAGACUACAUUAUGUGGUGACUGAGGUCCAGGGGCCUAGCAUCAAAGUUGAAUUCACUGACUGCAAAGCAUCCAUACAGCUACCCAUGGAGAAGGCAAUAGAAACCGCUCUUGACUGCCUGAAGAGUGCCAACACAGAACCGUACUACAGACGCCAGGCCUGGGAGGUCAUUAAAUGUUUCCUGGUUGCCAUGACAAGUUUGGAUGACAAUAAACAUGCUCUGUACCAGCUUCUGUCUCAUCCCAACUUUACUGAAAAGUGGAUUCCCAAUGUCAUCAUCUCACAUCGCUACAAGGCACAAGACACACCGGCCCGCAGAACCUUUGAACAGGCCCUAACUGGGGCGUUCAUGUCUGCUGUCAUAAAGGACCUGAGGCCCAGCGCGCUGCCCUUUGUAGCCAGUCUGAUUCGCCACUAUACAAUGGUCGCUGUGGCUCAGCAGUGUGGCCCUUUCCUGCUGCCAUCCUAUCAGCUUGGUAGUCAACCAAGCACAGCCAUGUUCCACAGUGAAGAGAACGGAUCAAAGGGCAUGGAUCCACUGGUCCUCAUUGAUGCCAUAGCUAUCUGCAUGGCCUACGAGGAGAAGGAGCUUUGUAAGAUUGGAGAAGUGGCUUUGGCUGUCAUUUUUGACGUGGCCAGCAUCAUCCUUGGCUCCAAAGAGAGGGCUUGCCAGCUGCCCCUGUUCUCCUACAUAGUUGAGCGUCUGUGUGCGUGCUGCUACGAGCAGGCGUGGUACGCCAAGCUUGGUGGUGUGGUGUCCAUUAAAUUUCUGAUGGAGAGACUGCCCCUGAUCUGGGUGCUACAGAAUCAGCUUACUUUUCUUAAAGCUUUGCUUUUUGUCAUGAUGGACCUCACAGGAGAGGUGUCAAAUGGGGCAGUGGCCAUGGCAAAGACUACCUUAGAGCAGUUGCUGGUGCGCUGUGCCACCCCACUGAAAGAUGAAGAAAAGACUGAAGAGCUGCUGGCUGCUCAGGACAAAUCUUUUCACAUGGUUACCCAUGACUUAGUCCGAGAAGUCACCUCCCCUAACUCCACCGUCAGAAAGCAGGCUAUGCACUCCCUGCAGGUGCUUGCCCAAGUCACCGGCAAGAGUGUUACGGUCAUAAUGGAGCCACACAAAGAGGUUUUGCAAGAUAUGGUUCCUCCCAAGAAACACCUGCUGCGCCAUCAGCCUGCCAAUGCGCAAAUUGGCCUAAUGGAGGGGAACACCUUCUGCACCACCCUGCAGCCCCGUCUCUUCACAAUGGACCUCAAUGUCAUGGAGCAUAAGGUCUUCUACACAGAGCUGUUAAACCUAUGUGAGGCAGAAGAUGCUGCUCUAAAGAAGCUCCCUUGUUACAAGAGCCUUCCUUCUCUGGUCCCUCUGCGGAUUGCUGCCCUCAAUGCUUUGGCAGCCUGUAACUACCUUCCACAGUCCAGGGAGAAGAUCAUUGCUGCUUUGUUCAAAGCACUCAACUCCACCAACAAUGAAUUGCAAGAAGCAGGCGAGGCAUGCAUGAGAAAGUUCCUAGAGGGUGCCACUAUUGAGGUGGACCAGAUUCACACUCAUAUGCGGCCGUUGUUGAUGAUGCUAGGCGACUACCGCAGCCUGACACUUAACGUUGUGAACCGCUUGACCUCCGUCACUCGUCUUUUCCCCAACUCCUUCAACGACAAAUUCUGCGAUCAGAUGAUGCAACAUCUGCGAAAAUGGAUGGAAGUUGUCGUAAUAACACACAAAGGAGGCCAGCGGAGCGAUGGCAGCGAGAUGAAGAUAUGUUCUGCCAUCAUUAACCUUUUCCACCUAAUCCCGGCUGCACCUCAAACUCUUGUCAAACCUCUUCUGGAGGUGGUCAUGAAGACGGAAAGAGCAAUGCUCAUUGAGGCUGGCAGUCCAUUCAGGGAGCCUUUGAUCAAGUUCCUGACACGUCACCCAUCUCAGACAGUGGAGCUGUUCAUGAUGGAGGCUACACUGAACGACCCCCAAUGGAGUCGAAUGUUCAUGAGUUUUCUAAAGCACAAAGAUGCCAAGCCACUCCGAGACGUAUUGGCCUCAAAUCCCAAUCGCUUUGUUCCCCUGCUUGUUCCUGCUGGCACUGCAGCAACUGUUCGACCUGGAUCUCCUUCCACCACCACAGCCAGACUGGACCUGCAGUUUCAAGCCAUCAAAAUUAUUAGCAUCAUAGUGAAGAACGAUGAGGGUUGGCUAGCAGGGCAGCACUCCCUAGUCAGCCAGCUUAGACGAGUUUGGGUCAGUGAGGCGUUCCAGGAAAGACAUCGCAAAGACAACAUGGCUGCCACCAACUGGAAGGAGCCCAAACUGCUGGCCUAUUGCUUGCUGAGUUACUGCAAGCGUAACUACUCUGAGAUCGAGCUGUUGUUCCAGCUUCUACGUGCUUUUACGGGUCGCUUCCUUUGCAACAUGACCUUUUUGAAGGAGUAUAUGGAAGAAGAUAUUCCAAGGAAUUACUCCAUUCCCCAAAAGCGUGCCCUGUUCUUCCGCUUUGUUGAGUUCAAUGACCCCCACUUUAAUGAUGAGCUGAAAGCAAAGGUACUGCAGCACAUCUUGAACCCUGCCUUCUUGUACAGCUUUGAGAAAGGAGAAGGUGAGCAGCUGCUUGGACCACCCAACCCUGAAGGAGACAAUCCUGAGAGCAUUACCAGUGUCUUCAUCACCAAGGUUCUGGACCCAGAGAAGCAGGCUGACCUGCUGGACUCGCUGCGGAUCUGCCUUCUACAGUUCUCCACCCUUUUGGUGGAGCAUGCACCACACCAUAUUCAUGACAACAAUAAGUCACGCAACAGCAAACUGCGUCGCCUCAUGACCUUCGCGUGGCCAUGCCUUUUACCUAAAGCCUGCGUAGACCCUGCCUGUAAAUACAGUGGCCACUUACUUCUGGCCCACAUCAUUGCAAAGUUUGCCAUUCACAAGAAGAUCGUUCUGCAGGUCUUCCACAGCUUGUUGAAGGCCCACACAAUGGAGGCUAGGGCCAUUGUUCGGCAGGCCAUGGCCAUCCUGACCCCAGCUGUGCCUGCCCGUAUGGAGGAUGGCCACCAGAUGUUGACCCACUGGACUCGUAAAAUCAUUGUGGAGGAAGGACACACUGUACCGCAGCUGGUUCACAUACUGCAUCUUAUUGUGCAGCAUUUCAGGGUGUACUACCCUGUUCGCCACCACCUGGUGCAGCACAUGAUAAGUGCAAUGCAGCGUCUGGGCUUCACCCCCAGUGUAACCAUUGAACAAAGGAAGCUGGCUGUGGACCUGGCUGAGGUGGUCAUUAAAUGGGAGUUACAGAGGAUUAAAGACCAGCAGCCCGAGUCAGAGGCAGAAGUUGUGACUGGUGAAGGAACUAGUGGGGGCGCUGUGAAAAGAGGAUUGUCUCUUGAGGCUGCCGGUGCUGGACAAGAUGUCAAGAGAUUCCGUACCGCAGCAACCACUGGUUCUGCGGUGUUUGGACGCAGCCAGUCCAUGCCUGGAACAGAGACUAUGCUCACCAAGCCUGUUGAGAAACAACAUACUGAUACGGUCGUCAACUUCCUCAUUAGGAUUGCUUGCCAGGUGAAUGACAUCACCAGUGUGCCAGGGUCUCCGGGCGAGUUGCUGUCCCGGCGCUGCGUUAGCCUGAUGAAGACUGCCCUCAGGCCUGACAUGUGGCCUCGCGCUGAGCUCAAGCUACAGUGGUUUGACAAGCUGCUAAUGACAGUGGAACAGCCAGCUCAAGCCAACAUCUCCAACAUCUGCACGGGACUGGAGAUUCUCUGCUUCCUGUUGACAGUACUGCAGUCCCCAGCCAUCCUGGCCCACUUCAAGCCCCUUCAGCGGGGCAUCGCUGCAUGCAUGACCUGUGGCAAUACAAAAGUUCUGCGGGCUGUCCAUUCCCUCCUCUCUCGCCUCAUGAGCAUCUUCCCUACUGAGCCAAGCACAUCAAACGUUGCAUCCAAAUAUGAAGAACUGGAAUGUUUGUAUGCUGCAGUGGGCAAAGUUAUCUAUGAGGGACUUACCAACUAUGAAAAAGCCACAAGCAACACUAACCCCACACAACUUUUCGGUACAUUGAUGAUCCUCAAGUCAGCCUGCAGCUAUAAUGCCAGCUACAUUGACCGCCUCAUCUCUGUGUUCAUGCGUUCACUACAAAAGAUGAUGCGGGAGCAUCUGGGCCCCCAGCAAGCUAAUCCAGGGGUCACUGAAACCAGCACUGUGACCAGUGAGCUGUUAAUGCUGAGUCUUGACUUGGUGAAGACUCGAUUGUCUGUUAUGAGCUCAGAGAUGAGGAAGACCUUUAUCCAGGUCAUUCUUGCAUCUCUAAUUGAGAAGUCCCCUGACCCCAAAAUCCUCCGUGCCAUUGUCAAGAUUGUGGAAGAGUGGGUGAAGAAUAACUCUCCAAUGGCAGCCAACCAGAUGCCAAACCUACGUGAGAAGUCCAUCUUGCUGGUGAAGAUGAUGAACUACAUAGAGAAACGUUUUCCUGAUGAACUUGAGUUAAAUGCCCAGUUCUUGGACCUCGUUAAUUAUGUCUACAGGGAUGAGAGUCUUUCAGGAAGUGACAUCACAUCCAAGCUGGAGCCAGCCUUCCUAUCAGGGCUUCGUUGCACUCAGCCAUUAAUCAGGGCCAAGUUUUUUGAAGUGUUUGAUGCCUCCAUGAAACGGCGUGUCUACGAGAGGCUACUCUACAUCUGCUGUUCCCAGAACUGGGAGGCGAUGGGUAGCCACUUUUGGAUUAAACAGUGCAUUGAGUUGUUGCUGGCAGUGUGCGAACGAAACACCAUCAUCGGCACCAGCUGCCAGGGAUCCAUGUUGCCUUCUAUCACCAACGUCAUCAACCUGGCUGACAGCCAUGACCGGGCCGCCUUUGCCAUGGCAACACAUGUCAAGCAGGAGCCGCGCGAAAGGGAAAACAGUGAGACCAAGGAAGAGGAUGUGGAAAUUGACAUAGAAUUGGCACCAGGUGACCAGACAGCCAUUCCCAAGACUAAGGAACAGGCUGAGAGAGACACGGGCAACCAGCUGCACAUGCUUACCAACCGCCAUGACAAGUUUCUAGAUUCAUUACGGGAAGUCAAGACGGGGGCUCUUCUGAAUGCCCUGGUCCAGCUUUGUCACAUCUCUACACCUCUGGCUGAAAAGAGCUGGGUCCAGCUUUUCCCUCGUCUCUGGAAGAUUCUUUCUGACAGGCAGCAGCAUGCCUUGUCUGGUGAAAUGAGUCCUUUCCUGUGCAGCGGUAGUCACCAGGCCCAAAGGGACUGCCAGCCCAGUGCCCUGAACUGCUUUGUGGAAGCCAUGUCCCAGUGUGUGCCUCCUAUUCCCAUCCGCCCAUGUGUUCUCAAGUACUUGGGCAAGACGCACAACCUCUGGCUGCGUUCCACUCUCAUGCUGGAACAGCAGGCCUUUGAAAAGGGUUUGAGCCUGCACAGUAAACCCAAGCAGAGCACUGAGUUUUACGAACAGGAGAGCAUCACACCACCUCAGCAGGAGAUUUUGGAUUCCUUAGCAGAGCUCUAUUCUCUGCUCCAAGAGGAGGAUAUGUGGGCAGGCUUAUGGCAGAAGAGGUGCAAGUUUCCUGAGACUGCAACAGCGAUCGCCUACGAGCAGCAUGGCUUCUUCGAACAGGCCCAGGAAAGCUAUGAGAAAGCCAUGGAGAAGGCAAGAAAAGAACAUGAGAGGAGCAACAUCUCCCCAGCCAUUUUUCCUGAGUACCAGCUGUGGGAAGACCACUGGAUACGCUGUUCCAAAGAGCUGAACCAGUGGGAACCGUUGACUGAAUAUGGCCAGUCAAAAGGCCACUCAAACCCUUAUCUAGUCCUCGAGUGUGCUUGGAGGGUUUCAAAUUGGCCUGCCAUGAAGGAUGCUCUGGUACAGGUGGACAUGAGCUGUCCCAAGGAGAUGGCUUGGAAGGUACACAUGCACCGUGGCUAUUUGGCUAUCUGCAACCCAGAGGACCAGCAGCUCAACUUCAUAGAGCGGCAGGUGGAAAUGGCCUCUAGCCAGGCAAUUCGUGAGUGGAGGAGGUUGCCUCACAUUGUCUCCCAUGUGCACACGCCACUGCUGCAGGCUGCACAGCAGAUCAUUGAGCUGCAAGAAGCCGCCCAGAUAAACACAGGGCUUCAGCCUGCAAACCUGGGUCGCAACACCAGCCUCCAUGACAUGAAGACUGUGGUGAAAACCUGGAGAAAUCGGCUGCCUAUUGUUUCUGAUGACCUGUCCCACUGGAGCAGCAUAUUUAUGUGGCGCCAACACCACUACCAAGCCAUAGUGACAGCAUAUGAGACAAACACACAACAUGAUCCAAACAACAAUAAUGCCAUGUUGGGAGUUCAUGCCUCAGCUUCUGCUAUCAUUCAAUAUGGCAAGAUAGCUCGUAAGCAGGGCUUGGUGAAUGUGGCUCUUGACAUUCUGAGUCGCAUCCAUACCAUCCCUACAGUUCCCAUCGUUGACUGCUUUCAAAAGAUUAGACAGCAGGUCAAGUGUUAUUUGCAGCUGGCUGGUGUCAUGGGCAAGAAUGAAUGCAUGCAGGGUUUAGAGGUGAUCGAGUCAACCAACCUGAAGUACUUCACCAAAGAGAUGACAGCUGAGUUCUACGCUCUUAAGGGCAUGUUCUUAGCACAAAUCAACAAAUCAGAGGAGGCCAACAAGGCCUUUUCAGCAGCGGUACAAAUGCAUGACGUCCUGGUGAAGGCCUGGGCCAUGUGGGGAGACUACCUGGAAAACAUCUUUGUCAAAGAUCGUCAGCUCCACUUGGGAGUCUCUGCCAUUACCUGUUACCUCCAUGCGUGUCGCCACCAAAAUGAGAGCAAGUCCCGCAAGUACCUUGCAAAGGUGCUGUGGCUGCUCAGUUUUGAUGACAAGAACACACUGGCAGAUGCUGUAGACAAAUACUGUAUUGGAGUACCACCCAUCCAGUGGUUGGCAUGGAUACCUCAGCUUCUAACUUGCUUGGUUGGGUCAGAGGGGAAACCCCUUCUUAACCUUAUCAGCCAGGUGGGACGAGUGUACCCCCAGGCUGUCUACUUCCCAAUCCGCACCCUUUACCUGACUCUCAAGAUUGAGCAGAGGGAACGCUACAAAAGUGAUGCAUCUGGCCAGCAGCAACCCACUUCAGUAGGGGCCCAGCCUCACUCUGGGGCCUCUGAUCCGGGACCUAUCCGGGCCACUGCCCCAAUGUGGCGCUGCAGCCGGAUCAUGCACAUGCAGCGAGAGCUGCAUCCCACUCUGCUCUCCUCCCUGGAGGGCAUUGUGGACCAGAUGGUGUGGUUCAGAGAGAACUGGCAUGAGGAGGUCUUAAGGCAGCUCCAGCAAGGCUUGGCUAAAUGCUACUCUGUGGCCUUUGAGAAGAGUGGAGCAGUGUCUGAUGCCAAGAUCACACCACACACACUCAACUUUGUCAAGAAGCUAGUAAGCACCUUUGGUGUUGGCUUGGAGAAUGUCUCCAACGUUUCCACCAUGUUCUCAAGUGCUGCGUCUGAGUCGCUAGCCCGUCGAGCACAGGCCACAGCCCAGGACCCUGUUUUCCAGAAGAUGAAGGGACAGUUCACCACAGACUUUGACUUCAGUGUGCCAGGCUCCAUGAAGCUCCACAAUCUGAUCUCCAAGCUCAAGAAGUGGAUCAAGAUCUUAGAGGCAAAGACCAAACAGCUGCCCAAGUUCUUCCUAAUUGAGGAGAAGUGCCGCUUCCUCAGCAAUUUCUCUGCCCAAACUGCUGAGGUGGAGAUCCCUGGUGAAUUUCUGAUGCCCAAACCUACGCAUUACUACAUCCAGAUUGCCAGGUUCAUGCCUAGAGUGGAAAUUGUUCAGAAACACAACACUGCAGCACGUCGUCUGUAUAUCCGCGGACACAAUGGCAAGAUUUACCCAUACCUGGUGAUGAACGACGCCUGCCUGACAGAGUCGCGGCGAGAGGAGAGAGUCCUGCAGCUUCUCCGCCUCCUCAACCCCUGUCUGGAAAAGAGGAAGGAGACCACUAAGAGGCACCUCUUCUUCACUGUUCCUCGAGUGGUGGCAGUAUCGCCUCAGAUGCGACUAGUAGAAGACAAUCCCUCAUCUCUGUCACUCGUGGAAAUCUACAAACAGCGAUGUGCCAAGAAAGGCAUCGAGCAUGACAACCCCAUCUCGCGAUAUUAUGACCGCUUAGCUACCGUGCAGGCUCGAGGAACACAAGCCAGCCAUCAGGUCCUGAGGGACAUCCUUAAAGAGGUCCAGGGCAACAUGGUUCCUCGCAGCAUGCUGAAGGAGUGGGCCCUCCAUACAUUCCCCAAUGCUACAGAUUACUGGACCUUCCGGAAGAUGUUCACCAUCCAGCUGGCCCUCAUUGGUCUGGCUGAGUUCAUGCUUCACCUCAACAGGCUCAACCCCGAGAUGCUGCAGAUAGCACAAGACACAGGCAAGCUGAAUGUGUCUUACUUCCGCUUUGAUAUCAAUGACGCCACAGGCGACCUGGAUGCCAAUCGUCCUGUUCCAUUCCGCCUGACGCCAAACAUCUCUGAGUUCCUGACCACCAUCGGCGUCUCUGGCCCGCUCACCGCCUCUAUGAUUGCAGUGGCACGAUGCUUCGCUCAGCCAAACUUUAAGGUGGAUGGCAUCUUAAAGGCAGUUCUUCGUGAUGAGAUCAUAGCAUGGCACAAGAAGACCCAAGAGGACACGUCCAUUCCUCUGUCCCCAGCUGGCCAGCCUGAGAACAUGGACUCCCAGCAGUUGGUCUCGCUGGUCCAGAAGGCUGUCACAGCCAUCAUGACCCGCCUCCACAAUCUGGCUCAGUUCGAGGGAGGAGAGAGUAAGGUCAACACCCUGGUGGCUGCAGCAAACAGCCUGGACAAUCUGUGCCGCAUGGAUCCUGCCUGGCACCCCUGGCUCUGAGAGCAGCGAUGACACAGUUGACUUAAUGAGAUGCAAGACGAACCUGUUUUUGCAUAUCUGACUAACACAGAUAAGGGCUGUGACGUGUCUCACUGUUACUGAAGCCUGAUGGACUUCUGUUUGCUGAAAUUCUCUGAAUUUAUUAAGAUCGUGGAAUUAAGCAGAAAAAAAGCCCCUGAUGUUGUGUACUGAGCUAUUAUGCGCUACACUGCUGGACUGAUUUUUGUGUUGUUUUAUGAAAAUACAUGUUUUUUCUUGAAUUCAUAUUUAUUUUUAUAAUGUAAAGACAGAACCUGUUUGUGAUGCUAGUUGUGCUGUCUUCAGUAUGACAGAGAGACAGAACAUAGAUUUGAGCCAGUCUUAUGGUUCUUUAUUUAAGAAAUGGGAAAUCUGUUGUUUUUCUAGUUACUUCUGUCUUAUCUUUUACAAGCAUCAAGAGCUUAUUCCACUUUGUUUUUUUCCUGCUGAAAUAUUCUUCUAAAAUGAGUAUUUUUAUGCAACUAGUUUAUUUUGUUCCUGCAAAAUUAGGAAUGUUGAGAAUUACAAAUGAUUUAGAUUUUUUUUAAAGUGUGUGAAUGAUUCUGUUACAAAGCCAUUUUACUAUCAGUCAUGCCGGUUGACCCUGUAAUAAGUUCAUAGUUGCAAUGCAAACAUGUCAAUCUCAAGCUCACUGUGUUUGCAUAUUCCUCCCUAUUUUGUAAAGGUAUUUUAACCUUUUCAAACAGAAGUAUUGUCUCUUGCCUUGUAAAUAAGCGUUUUGUUGUAAUAAAAUGCUCUUUUACUAUA
This is a messenger RNA of Melanotaenia boesemani (Boeseman's rainbowfish), 12456 nucleotides long. Its product is annotated as transformation/transcription domain-associated protein. The record is from RefSeq and is a predicted model, not a curated record. The transcript has 72 exons. Gene Ontology annotation, biological process: DNA repair; regulation of DNA-templated transcription. Gene Ontology annotation, cellular component: NuA4 histone acetyltransferase complex; SAGA complex; nucleus. Gene Ontology annotation, molecular function: protein binding; transcription coregulator activity. Lineage: Eukaryota; Metazoa; Chordata; Actinopteri; Atheriniformes; Melanotaeniidae. Bases 142 to 11670 code for a protein of 3842 amino acids.